Molecule: messenger RNA, 2168 nt
Organism: Microplitis demolitor
Lineage: Eukaryota; Metazoa; Arthropoda; Insecta; Hymenoptera; Braconidae
Exons: 7
Coding region: 187-1812 (541 amino acids)
Biological process (GO): long-chain fatty acid metabolic process; fatty-acyl-CoA biosynthetic process
Molecular function (GO): long-chain fatty acid-CoA ligase activity
Source: RefSeq, a predicted model, not a curated record
CGUUUAAAUAAAUGCCAUGGUUAUUAACGUACUAUAUCAUAUUAAUUAAUUGUCUAGCCUUAUAAACCUUCCUCAUAAGUUUAGUAUAAGAUCUCUCUCUUAAUUUUAAUACUGCGUGGUUCAGAACGGGGUUACUUUCGUCCUGAGAUUCACUGAACAUAGCUGGACAGAUUAAAACAACAAAAAAUGAUCAGACAAGAACAUAUAGUAUGUGGACCACCAAGGUUUGAUAUACCAAACAUAUCAUAUGGACAAUAUAUACUAAACCAAUUACGUCAAGCCCCACUCCGUGUUGUUCAGGUUGACGCAAAAACAGGGCAAGUAUUGACAAAUUAUGAAUUACUUGAAAAAAGUAUUUUACUAUCAAAAUACUUAGAAGAAAAAGGCGUCAAAGUUUGUGAUACGAUUGCAAUAUCAAGUGAAAAUAUUCUGAAUUAUUUUAUAGCAGUAUGUGCAACUAUUUAUCGAGGUGCCACUGUCACACUAGUGAAUCCUGAUUAUGUUGAAGAUGAAAUAAAACGCUGUUGUAAUAUAUCACAUCCACGCAUUAUUUUUGUAUCACAAAAAACUCAGGAUAGAGUUUCACAAGUUAUAAAAUUAUUACCAUGGAAUAUUAAAUUAAUUCAAUUAGAAAAUAUUAUUAUAAAGAAUAAUAACAAUAUCGAAACAGUCGAUAAUAUAAUAUCAAAUAUAAAUCCAGAUAAUAAUUGUGAUUUUUACCAUUAUUAUGAACCAGAAAAAAUAUCAGCGCCGAAAGAACAGGAAAUCGUUAUUCUUUAUUCAAGUGGAACUACUGGAUUGCCAAAAGGUGUUAUGCUAUCUCAUUACAAUGCCCUGACAAUUUCAUAUACUUUUAGGUCCCGACAAUUCCGUGAGCUUCAUGAUAAAUCAAUAGAUUUGGUAUUUUUACCGUUUUACCAUGGCUAUGGAUUCGCAAUAAUGAUGUCAAUUUUAACAAUGGGUACUACCGCAGUCGUAAUGAAAUCAUUUAGUCCAGAAUUAUUUUGCGAAGCUAUUGACAAAUAUAAAGUAAAUACUUUGCCAUUGGUUCCACCAAUAAUGAUAUUUUUAGCAAAAAGUCUGAUUGUAAGUAAAUAUAACUUCAGUUCAUUAAGAGAAAUUAUAUGUGGCGCUGCUCCAUUAUCACAGGAAGUACGUGAAGCAGUAAGAAACCGAUUUCCAUCAGCAAAAAUACGGACAGGAUACGGGAUGACUGAGUUAUCAGUAGCAAUAUGUCUUAGUGAUCGUGACAGUACGAAAUCCGAGACAAUUGGUAAUCUAACUUCUGGUAUAUGUUGCAAAGUUAUUGAUCCAGAGACAUCAAAGUCUUUGAUGGCGUAUGAAACGGGUGAGUUGUGUUUCAAGGGUGAUCAUGUCAUGUUAGGAUAUAGAGAUGAUCCUGAGGCAACUAGUCAAACGAUUGACCAUCAUGGCUGGCUACACACUGGUGAUUUGGGUUAUUUCGACCACGAUGGUGAUUUAUUUAUUGUCGGUAGAUUGAAAGAAUUGAUUAAAUAUAAAGGUUAUCAAAUAGCUCCAGCUGAAAUUGAAAAUAUACUACUGUCACAUCCAGAUGUUAAUGAUGCAGCCGUAAUUGGUAGAUAUGAUGGUACCGGUAAUCAGAUUCCUGUUGCUUACGUUGUUAAAAAAUCACACUCUAAUAUCACAUCACAGCAAUUACGUCAAUUUGUUCAUGAUAAAGUCUCGAUUCAAAAACAUUUACGUGGUGGUGUUAAAUUUAUUGAUGUGAUUCCAAAGAGUUCAGCUGGAAAAAUACUUCGUCAUCAACUCGAAUUGAUUUCAAAACUUUAAUUACGAAACUGAUGUUUUUUUUCAGUUAAAGAAAAAAAAAUACAGUAAGUUUUUGAUCGUUUGUAUCAAUAAAAGUACUUUCGAUGAUUUUACAAAGAAUAUCGCAUUGUUUUAACUUUCCUUUUAACUAUUUUCUUGUAAAACAUAACUUAAAAAAAAAUGUGUUAAUCGAUAGUGUGAGUUGAUUAGUGGAUUGUUUAGACGUUCGAAAAUAACAUGUUUUUAAAUAUUAAAUACAUUAGUAAUAAUUGGGAAUAGAAAUGGACCUUAUGUAAAAUACACUAAUGAAAAAAAUGAAAGGAAAAGAAAAGUUUUAGAAAUUUAUUAGUGAUUUUUUAAAAGCUGUAACUUCGUGA